GUGUUACGUUCAGCACCAGCAACUACUUCUGAAUCGCCGUUGAUAUAAUCGCGACCCUCCUUCGCUCCAUUCAUACGCACAGCAGCUGAUCCUCACCUUCUUCUGCUAUUAUUCAGUGAUAUAUAUAUAUAUAUAUAUAGUAUCCCAUUGGCUCACUAUCAGAGACACGGCUCUGCUCUUGUUCAGAUUACCUUUCAGUUAAUGUGAGGGAGGUGGAAUUUGCUUGUCUUAAAUUUAUUGUGGUAAAUGGAACAGAACUAAUCUGCAAACCUAAACAAGGCAAAGAAAAUGAAGAAAAAGCAAACUACUGAUGCUAUGGAUUGCAAGGACCGUGAUUGGGACUUCAGAAAGAUUAUGAAAGACAUUGAGUUUUUGGGUGCCUCACAUAUGUCAUGGAAAGAAAGAAAGGAUUUGGAGAAUAGGAAGGUAUUGUCUCUUGGUGGCAAGCCUCCAAAGAAACAAAGGCUGCCUUUAAGCGUAGCACGCGUACAAAUGAAGAAACAGAAGGAAAGAGAGGAGAAAAUGCUUCAAGAGAAAAUAGUUCUGGGACGAUUUGGAAGUAAGGUUGUUGGUGGUGCUAAAAGAUCAAUGGAGAAGCACAAACCUGAAAAGGGGUUGCUGAGGUCAAGCGAGGGAUAUUUCAGAAAUGGCGUACUUGAUGUGAAGCAUAUGUUAAACGCAGCCCCAUCAAAAGAUAAUGAUUCUAAUUAUCACAUGGGUGGUAAAGGGAAGAAGAAGAAGAAUAAGGGAAGCAGAAAGAAAAAUCAAGGAAAGAAGAAAGGCAGUGGUAGGAAGAGCCAUUGAACACAUCUGAUGGUUGUCUACUAGUCUUUGCCAAGAGGACAGACUAGAAUUCAACUUCAACUUCUACUUAUUAAGUUCGAUGAGUGUAAUUUUAUUAUUUUAUAAAAAUAUAUUAUUGGGGAGUAAA
Manihot esculenta (cassava) is the source of this 931-nucleotide messenger RNA. RefSeq lists its product as uncharacterized. NCBI's taxonomy places the organism in Eukaryota, Viridiplantae, Streptophyta, Magnoliopsida, Malpighiales, Euphorbiaceae. Gene Ontology annotation, biological process: maturation of SSU-rRNA from tricistronic rRNA transcript (SSU-rRNA, 5.8S rRNA, LSU-rRNA). Bases 289 to 804 code for a protein of 171 amino acids. The record is from RefSeq and is a predicted model, not a curated record. The transcript is spliced from 5 exons. Gene Ontology annotation, cellular component: nucleolus.